Molecule: messenger RNA, 586 nt
Organism: Mangifera indica (mango)
Lineage: Eukaryota; Viridiplantae; Streptophyta; Magnoliopsida; Sapindales; Anacardiaceae
Product: disease resistance protein RGA2-like
Exons: 2
Coding region: 91-429 (112 amino acids)
Source: RefSeq, a predicted model, not a curated record
CUUGCCCUCUUAUCACUGUUUCAUACAACAAUCCAUUUUCGUCCCUUCAAUAAUAUCACAACAACCUGCAACUUUCUUUCUUUAAAAAAUAUGGCAGAAACAAUUGUCUCUGUUAUUGCUGGGGAACUCUUGAGUAAGGUGAUGUCUCUUACUUCCAAUGAAGUCUCCUUGGGAUGGGGUGUCAAGAAUGAUGUACAAGAGCUUGUUGGCACCUUAACCACCAUCAAAAUUGUUCUCUUAGAUGCUGAGGAGAAACAAACCCAAAAUGAGAAGCUGAGAGUUUGGCUGGAAAAGCUUAAGGAUGUUUGCUAUGAUGUUGAAGAUGUUUUGGAUGAAAUUGAGGUGAAAGAUUUGUGUAAGCAAGUGGUGAAUGGUCAAAGCAUUUCAAGAAAGUUCGACAAACACUCUGCAAACCUUGCGUAUUCUUAGUUGUUCCAACUUGAAGGCACUACCAGAGUCAAUGCAAAAACUUCAAGUUCUUGGGGUUUGGAAGUGUCCUGAAUUGUCAUCUCUACCCAAGGACAUCAAUUAUCUCAUCACUUUGAGAGAACUAAAAAUUGAAGACUGUCCUAAACUGACAGAAAGA